GUUUUCGUCCAAUAUUGCCGUGUUCUGCAGCCGAGUAGUAGACGCAGUAUCUUAGGCUUACUUACAGGUAUACCAAGCCAAUACCUCGUCGCUGUAUGGCGGCCCUCGCUCAACUUCUUGGAUAUGGUGUCCUUACCCUUGCAGUGUGGAAACUCAUUCAGAGGCGGGCCUCCAGACAGGCAAACGCUCUAAAUGUUGCAGGCCCAGAAAAGGAACACUGGUGGAAAGGCAACCUGGAGUUAAUGUUCGUGGACAGUUUUGAACGUUGCUUAAAGGUCGCCAUGGAUUAUGGUGGUGCCGUUAAAAUCCAUGCCUUCUUUGGAGAGGAAUGGCUAUAUGUAUCAGAUCCACGCGCGCUCCACCAUAUCCUUGUUAAAGAGCCACAUAUCUUUGAGGAAAAUGAUGCCUUUUUAUCUUGCAACAAUCUCAUCUUCGGCGAAGGUCUUAUUUCUACGCUAGGAGAACAACACCGAAAGCAGCGCAAAAUGCUCAAUCCAGUGUUCUCCAUAUCCAACAUGCGAGAGCUCCUGCCCAUUAUUCAAAACAUUUCCCACCAGCUAAAAUCCAUCCUCGUAGCAAGCAUUCCCGCCCACGAUUCCGUAGAACUCGAUGUUUUACCCUGGCUCUCUCGCAGUGCUCUCGAUUGUGUUUGCGAGGGCGUGCUGGGCUACCAUUCAGCUGCACUAGACACAGGGAGCGAGGACGAGUACAUAAAGUCGCUACGGAUGAUAGGUCCAUCCAUCAGCAAAACCAUGUUAUUUCGACCUUUGGUUCCCAUAUUUGUGCGCAAUUUGUCUCUUUUCUGGCGUAAAAAGAUAGUGGACUGGCUCACGAUAAAUUGGUUGCCGACGCAAACCAUGAGAGAUUUUAGAGAGCUACGCCGCGUAGUCGAAAUCAUGGACUCAGCCAGUAGAAGUAUUUUCCAAGAGAAGAAGACUGCACUGGAGACACCUUCCCCUAUCACAUCACAAUCCCAUGACACAUCUGGAGAAACGAGGGGAAAAGAUAUCAUGUCUAUCAUGCUCAAGGCAAAUGCCUCAUCUUCCGAGGCAGAUAGACUGACUGAUGCCGAGCUUCUGGGACAGAUAAAUGUUAUGACUUUUGCUGGUGUCGAUACCACGACGGCAGCAGUGGCUCGUGCAUUGUACAUGCUUGCGAAGCAUCCUCACGUCCAGGAACAGUUGAGAGCGGAGAUCUGCGAUGCCGUGACUUCAUAUGAAGCCGCUGACGUCAAUCCUUCGCACGCUAAAGAUGACAGCGGGUCCCUCAGACUGCCAUACGAUACAUUGAUCAAUCUUCCUUUGCUAGACGCAGUCGUUCGAGAGACCUUAAGGCUCUACCCAUCUCUGCCUGUCCUCAGUCGAAGAACUACAGAAGCAGCGUCAGUGCCAUUACAAUUUCCAGUUCGGUCUGUAUCUGGCGAAGAGAUCGAUGCGAUUCCUGUGGCUCAAAAUCAGAGACUCGUCAUAUCAAUCCUUGCCGCGAAUCAUAACCAAAACAUCUGGGGCGAAGAUGCAUCAGAAUGGAAACCUGAACGAUGGCUCAACUCGACUCAAGCUGGGGUCAAGAAUGGAGUGAAAUAUACUGGCGUUUAUUCUUCCAUGAUGACCUUCCUUGCGGGCAAUCGUGCUUGCAUAGGCUUCAAAUUUGCCGAAAUGGAAAUGAAGGACGUACUGGUGACUCUUGUGCGAGAUAUCCAUUUCGCCCUGCCGUCAGAACCGGACGAAACCGGGCACGUGAAGGAAGUGUACUGGAAAAUGAGUGGUUUCCACACACCAGUAGUUAAGGUGCCUGCAGGAGAUGGGGAAACACCUCAGCUCCCUUUGACUAUGCGGCUCGUCCAGAAAUGAUUCUGUUGUCGAACUAAUUGUUACCGAGAUCAUGGUUUAUUGCAAUUUACAAAUAUAAUGAAACUCACCU
Suillus paluster is the source of this 1920-nucleotide messenger RNA. RefSeq names its product cytochrome P450. Gene Ontology annotation, molecular function: iron ion binding; heme binding; oxidoreductase activity, acting on paired donors, with incorporation or reduction of molecular oxygen. NCBI's taxonomy places the organism in Eukaryota, Fungi, Basidiomycota, Agaricomycetes, Boletales, Suillaceae. Bases 96 to 1850 code for a protein of 584 amino acids. The record is from RefSeq and is a predicted model, not a curated record. The transcript has 14 exons.